Pocillopora meandrina is the source of this 5810-nucleotide messenger RNA. NCBI's taxonomy places the organism in Eukaryota, Metazoa, Cnidaria, Anthozoa, Scleractinia, Pocilloporidae. The record is from the annotation of a GenBank genome assembly.
AUGGCGGACGGAGCGAUCGGAAACAAUUCUAAGUGGACAGCUGGGAUUAUCAUCAUAGGAGACGAGAUCCUAAACGGUCUUACCAAAGAUACAAAUUCUUACUAUCUCUAUAAGAAAUUAUGGUCCUUAGGAGGCAAGAGUUAAAGUGGGAAAAGUUUCUGUGUUUUCAGACGACGUGGAGGAAAUUGCCCACGAAGUAAAACAAUUCUUUGACGAGGAUCUAGUUCUUAAUGAUGAAUUAGUGGAACUAAUUUCGAAUUCUUAUCAGCAUGAAAUUAACUCGCCCCAUUUGAAAAUGGCUCGUGUUCCUUCGUCAGUGAAACUGGCUUUUGGAAAAGAUCCCUCGGGAAAACCGAGCUGUUUUCCACUCAUAUCUGCAAAUAAUGUGACCCUUGCGAAAUGGCUCUUGGAAUUCCUAGGAAUUUAUUCCUAGGAAUUCCCAACCAUAACAACUCUGGUUCUAAAAACCUAGAAAUUCCUAGAAAUUCCAGAGAAAUUCCCAGAAAUUCCCAGAAAUUCCAAGUUUAUAGCCAACAGGACUUGGAAUUCCUAGGAAUUCCAACUCAGAGAACCAAUGACUUUCCCUGAAAAGCUGUAAAUCUAAAAAAUUCCUAGGAAUUUCUGGGAACUUCUGAGAAUUUUUGGGAAUUUUUAGGAAUGUUUAAGAAUUACUGGGAAUUUUAAGCAAAAAUUUGAGGUUAAUGAUAUAAAAUAAAUACUUUAAAUUAAAAAAACCCAGCUAAAAUUCAAGUAUUCAAUGAAAUUUAUUUAGAAGUCUAAUUAAGGCUUACAUGUAAAAUAUUUUUGAUUAAUUACUAACAUCAAUGUGUGGUAAUAUUAGGAUGGAAUUUGUUUUAUUUUUCUUUCCUUGAAAACUUCAUACAGAUUAAUCCUCAAUUACAGCUAUUCAUAUAAAAUAGUUCUAAUCAAUCAUUAAAUUUGGUUUGACACAAAUUGUGAAUAAAAUCUGUUGAUUCUCUUCCAUAAAAUACAAUAUCUUAAGUUAUAUUUAUAUAGUUAUAUUCUUGGGAGUGAAGGGGCUAAUUACAGACAAAUAAAAUUGAUUUUUUGAUUAAAAUCUUGUUGUAACUGUAACAAUAAAUUAGAAUGAAGUUAUCCUAAACUGCAAACUUAGCUGCUGUUUAUACUGUUUGUAUUUUUUUUCCUGGGCUCACAAUGAGUUGGCCUUGAACGAGGUUGUCAACAAGAACCUUGACCAUUUUGUAUCUGGAUUCCUUGACAUCUGAAUUUGAAAAAAAAUAAUAUAUUAAAAUAUGUAUGUUUAAAGCUCAGACCAGGCUUUUAAGAUGGCUAUGAGGAAAAGGGCAUUCAUUGGAUUCUCAAAUUGAGAAAUCUCUGUUAUAUUGAGUGACUUUUAUAUUGGAGUUAGUACAUCUCUCUCGUGGAUUUUACUAAAAAAGGGCUGAAUACAUUAUUUUGUUUUUACCAAGGAGGGCUUCUUUAUGUACUAAGGUUUGUUAUGAAUCUUGAAUGUUCCCAAACGUGACUAGAGGAAUCUUGAAACCUUGCUGAUGGGUUUAUUUCAUUGUAAAGCAUAAGCUUAAGAAACUGCGGCAUGCAAGUGACCGAUUCGAUUCUCAGAAUUAUUCUAGUUUCAGUUGCGCCGAGCGUUAUGUAAGCUUAACUCAACCCGCUACAUCUAUUCUUUUAUAAGAUUUUGAUCACGUAAUGAAUAUCGCAAUUUUUACUCACCACAAACUUUCAAAAUCGUAGCUUUACAAAUGGCCACUCGACCCUUGUUUGUACCAGUCCAUAUGUCAACUGUUGUCCCUUCUUUUAACUCCACGGCGCCAACGAUUUUCUUCUCUUUUACAACACUCACGCUAUUCUCGUUUUCCCAUUGAACCACAAUAAUAGCUAUCUUUAGAAAUGUUAUAUUAAGCAAAACAGUUGAGGAAAGCGAUCAACCGAUGAAAAGUACAUUCAAAGAUGAGCGCCAAAUGGAGUCUUCUUUGUUUCCGAUCACGGGCAUGAUCACGUGGAUCUUUUAGGACUUGUCAUUGGCUAGCAAAGUGAAUCCGCUGGCUUGCCGAUUGCAGUGUUAAGAGAAGCGCCCAACAUUAUUCUGACUUCUCCGACCGGUUCUCGGCUUCCAGAAGAUGGAUAGCUUGGUGAUAUAAAUAAAGAUGUGAGCUCACUCUAUGUAGAAAUAAUCGACAAGAAUCGAUCGUAUUACAAAUGCACGAUUUGUGGCCGAAAGUUGUCGAGGAAACAAAGACUCGAAACUCACUUGAGUUGUGUUAAUGGCAAAGGUGAGAAAUAACACAAGCCAAUCACAGUUUUGAAUGCGACUACAAAUCGUCUUUUACCCUCAUAUUUAUAAAAGAAGGAUACCACAUUCGGAAGUAUAAGAGAUACAUAGAUGAUCCCAGUGUACCAGUACCUAAAUCUACAAAGCUUGACCGUAGCAAGCGUUCAGCAACACGUUCCAACACCGCCAUCUCGAUUCCUCAGUCAGUCGUUUCCACUGAACUUAAAGCAGUAUUGACAACAGAGUAGAGUGCGUCUUACAAAGGAGAAACAUUUGUACAAGAGACAGGAGUAGCUAUAUGCGAUUACAGAGGUGCGUUGGAACUCUGGUCCACAAAUAGUUAUGCACUGCCCGAAGUAUAAAACAAUUUUGUUGAUAGCUGACAGACAGAGAAGAACAACAAGUAAACUUAAGAGUUGUUAUUAUUGAAGUGUGACUAGCACUUUUCAUUUUUAUAUAAAGAAGGACUUGUAAUUGGCACCAAAAAUAAAAAGAUGUAAUAUUUUUUUGGGAGAUCCAGUGAUUGGGACAUUUAAGAAAUUAAGUUAUGAAAAGAAACUUGGUUGGUACUUCUCACUACUAACAAGUCUUGUUGACAAAUAUUUUCAGAUCAGAGUUUCAAAUAAAGUAAAUUGAAGACGUCAUAUAAAAGGUGUUUUUCCUCAAAGGGAACAUUGAUUACCUCUGUCUUGUCUGCAUGCCAAAUGUUUGCAAAGUGUGUGGAUGAUCCACAAGUAUUGGAACUCUUACAAAAAUGUUUUGUAAGAAUAAAAACAGCAAAACAAAUUACAGCAAUUAGUCAUGAAAAUAGAGCAAAAAACUGAAAAAAAAAGCAGCAACAACAAUCAUGAAAAAAGAAAGAUUAAUUAGGUGUUGAAUAUGUUUGUCUAAGGCAUGAAAUUUCUACUAAAAGUAUUGUCAACAAAAAGUCUCUGACAGCGUUUGAGGCAACUGAGCUUGACUGUUCCAAGGUUUUCUAACAAAGGCAACCAGUAAUGUAGGUUAGGGAAGUAAGAUAACAAUGUAAUUAUUGUUAAUUAUUGUGGAAGUUGGCAAUUUCCAUUUAACAUAACUGACAGCUGGUUCAUGAGAAAAUCCAUAUUAAUGUAAAGAUUUACUAAAACUUAGUUUGAGUAAUAAAUUUCAUGAUCUUUAAGUUAUAAACAUGUACAUGUAUGUAUAUCUCUUGGUAAGUUUUGUAUAGUAUACCUUUUAUUGAGCCAAAGUUUUAAGCCUCUGAAAUUACUCUUUUUCUUAAAACAUUCACAUUCAAGGUAUUGAGAAUUUCUUAGAAUUUAUGUGGACCUCAGGGUAUUAAAAUUGCCUCAAAUUCAAUUCCCAGAAAUUCCCAAGAGUUCCACACUUCUUAAAUUAUAGGUAGUUUGUAAAGCUGAGAAUUCCUAGGAAUUCCGAGGGAUUCCAAGUCCUCACAAAACUGGAGUCUUCCUUUCCCAGAAAUUCCCAGUAAUUCCAAGCUUUUUAAAUCAGAGUUAAUUUGCAUAGUUGGGAAUUUUUGAGAAUUCCUAGGAAUUCCUAGGAAUUCCUAGGAAUUCCCAGAAAUUCCCAGAAAACUGGGAAUUCAGUUUGCAAGGGUCAUUUGCAUAAUUGGGAAUUUUUGAGAAUUCCUAGGAAUUCCCAGAAAACUGGGAAUUCAGUUCGCAAGGGGACUGUAUGCUUUUCUUGGAGUGCCGCAGUUCUUGGAAAAGUCGUUUAGCCUUUUGGAAGAUAUUCUUUUGAUUUCUAACCGCGAGAAGCGGUUUCUGCUGCGAAAUAUUUAUCUUUCAGUAGAGGAGACAGACAUUGUUUCCAUUCUGGAAACAAUGUCUGGGUGCUCCAGUUUCAGAAUGUAAGUUUUGUUUCAGAACAAUUAACAGUAUAUUUAGAUUAGUGAGUAGGGGGUUAUCAUGACUGCAAGUUCUUUUCUUUAUGUUUAAUGGAAUGAGAUUAAAAUAUCUUGCCUCCCAGGUUGAAAAGAAUUCAUCUUACUUGAUCAUGGGAUGAGCCUCUAACAAUUUUUUUUGACUGUAAUUGCAAUGAACAUUGCAGUGAUUUAGAGAUUAAGUUUGUUAUAGAAGUCAGUCAUGACGUGUGCUAGCCCUGUAAAAGACUCCUGACUGUGUUUGUGCCAAUAAGGCUUUGAAAACCUCUGCAGAAGUCAUUAUAUACUUAAGUUGAGUGAAUAGUCAUUUGUUAGUGUGGGCGCAGUUGAUCGAAGGGCAGAUAAAGCUAUCCAACAGAUAAAUUACUAUCCAAUGAAUAAGUGGUAACAAAAUGUACUGCACUAUAUCCAUCAGGUAGAGAUUUAUCUAUUGAACAGCAUUAUCCAUCCUUCAAACAAUUGGGGGUAGAUGUCUUAAGCAGCAUCCAAGAGACCUUUUACAUUGGAGAUCUCAAAUAAAUUCUCCUUUCUUGCUGUGUUACAUUUUUAGUAAUGUUAACUGUGAGAAUUUGGAGUUAAAUCACAAAGCACUCCCUUCAUCAAGGUUGAUAAAGGAAAUUCAUGGAGGAAAAGGGUUUGAGAAUCUGUCACAGUAACCAAAAACAGUCCCUUUGUGGAUAAACUUUACAUGGACAAUCACAGUGAAGGAGCGCUUGAUACUGUAAUUUCUCCUCUCUUUCCCAAGAUCUGAAAAUCAGUUCUCCUCUCUGUCUCUAAUAAGUCUUAUAUAAUUGUAGCUCUGAGAAUUUGUUGUUUAAUCAAACAAUACACUCUUCAUGAUAUUUCACUUUUUUCUCAUCAUGUUUCUGACUAUGUGAAAUUGGAGGGCUCAGAGCAAGAACGAUCCCUUGAUUUUUCGGCCAUUUUUGAAAGUGUCCACAUGCCAAAAUUCAACUACUUCUGAACACUUUCAAAAAUGGCCGAAAAAUCAAGGGAUCGUUCUUGCUCUGAGCCCUCCAAUUAUUGUAAGGAGAAAUUACCAAAUGGCCCUCACAAUUCUUACAUUGAGGAGUCUCUAUCCUUUCUUUCGUAAGAUCUAAACAUAAAUUCUCCUCACUGUCUUUGAUACAACUAUAGUAAUUGGAGUUCUGAGAAUUUGUCAUGUAAUCAAACAGUAUCAUCUUAUUGAUAUUUAACUUUCUUCUCAUAACCUUUCUGACAGAUGAUGUACCAAUAUUGUAAAGAGAAAUUACUCAUUGGCUACUCUCAGAAGUAAAAGGGUUAACCUUCUCUCCACUGGAAAAAUAAUUAAUAUUAUAAUAACCUAUUACUAUAUUUUAGGUCCACCUGGCCCUACCUCUCUAAACAAGGAUACUAAGCAGGAUGUGAAUGUGGAGAUACUGCAUCCAUGAUCCUGGAGAUGAAUCAAACACAAUUGCUUGCCUCAAAGGUGCCAGGGCUAUUAUAAAACAGACACUUCAGCUGUGUUCUCUUGAUGAGCUGAGCAUCAGUUUCAAUGGUCAAAAGGACUGCACUGGGUUACUCUGCCUUUUGCAUGCUGCAAUGAAUAAAUUAUCACUACCUGCCCAAGAGCUAAAGGCCUUAUACUUUCUCUGCAAGUCACAAUUUCCACAAGCAGAAGGGUUCUUGAACUCUUGA